Molecule: messenger RNA, 965 nt
Organism: Symbiodinium sp. CCMP2592
Lineage: Eukaryota; Dinophyceae; Suessiales; Symbiodiniaceae
Source: the annotation of a GenBank genome assembly
AUGCCUUCAGGCAAGCUCGUGGCCGGCGUGGCCAGCUCCGGAGUCGCUGCACCCAUCGCGGUCGGAGUGAAAACAUCGACUACUUGCUACUUCUUGCUGAAAGCGUGCAAGCCAAAGCUCGGGGAGCAGCCAGAAACAAAGUUCGGUUGCAACGCCAAACAGCAGCACUUCGCGGAGCUCCUGGCCGCAGCGGCCGAGGCCGAAGAGUCGGGCCUCGAGAUAGAGGAGGGCGACGAGGCGGCACAGCGCCGUGCUCUGGCCCUGUAUCGCCAGGCCCACAGCAUCCUCAAUGAGCUUCCACUCGAGGAGGUGUGCAGCGACUACAGGGUGCUUGAAGCCUUGCUGCGGCUGCACAUUGCUUGUGCGCGUGUACUUACGCUCCUGGGCCAGCCAUAUUUGGCCAUGCAGGAGGCGGCGGAGGCCCUUCGCCUCCCGUCUCCCGCCGCCGUCGGUGGGGCCGCAGUACCGACGAAGAUCGCCGAGGCGCAGCGGCUCCAAGCGAAGGCAGUCCUUACCAUGGAGAAGGCCAACGAGAUGUACUAUGGAGAUGAGAGCGAGCAUUUGCUCAUCCUGCGCGCCGUUCGGCGGGGCCUCGUGGGGCUCAGCGCGGCAAACCUGGCGAAGGAAGCAGACCUCAAGGAUCUGGAGCUGAUUGAGCUCCUAGCGGCAGGUGGGCGGCCCUUCGACAGCGAGGGCCGACUGAUUCAGAGGGCUGCGUCCUUCGGAAAGCUUCACGCAGCCGGUUCGGCGGCGCAGGUCGUCACUGCAAGGCGCCAAGCACGCCGAGCUUCAACGCCCACCUGUGGACUGGGUCGCUGCUGUCCCCCAGCUGCCAGGCCAGCCAGCGAGUCCGGCAGGCGAUGCCUCUCCGCAAGCAGGCCCCGCAGUGAUUCCGGCGGACGAUGCCCCUCUGCGGGCAGGAGGCCGCAAAGCAGCUCGGGGGUCCGCCAUCCUUCUAUCGGGAG